Messenger RNA from Cuscuta campestris, 419 nucleotides. Lineage: Eukaryota; Viridiplantae; Streptophyta; Magnoliopsida; Solanales; Convolvulaceae. The record is from the annotation of a GenBank genome assembly.
UCUUAUGGGGUUAUAUUUGGGAUCUUAUAAAAAAAAUAUUCUCUCUCUCGAAUCUCGAUCAGAUGAAGAUACUAAAUCAGCCCCAAUUUACGGUAUCCUUUUUCGUCUUCCAACCACGAACUGAUAGGAAAGCGACGGCGCUCUCACCUCUCUCCAUUUGCCUUCGCAGCGGUGUGAUCUCCCUCCGAUUGAGUUUCACGGAGACCUCAGAUUUCAAUCUGAUAAUGCUCGGUGAUUCCAUUGGUGCAAAAUUCAUAGUUGCAAAGAUGACCUUAGAAUCUCUGAUCCAUAAUAGGUUUAUGGGGGAGGUGCAGCGGUGCGAUGCCAUCAAGUAAGCGGAGGUCAAUCUGGUGAUUAUUGUGAAUACAUAAUGUUAUAGUUCUUCCAAAUUACCCGUGUAAUGCCUGGUAUUACACUUU